Molecule: messenger RNA, 2760 nt
Organism: Anoplopoma fimbria (sablefish)
Lineage: Eukaryota; Metazoa; Chordata; Actinopteri; Perciformes; Anoplopomatidae
Product: heterogeneous nuclear ribonucleoprotein R
Exons: 15
Coding region: 514-2376 (620 amino acids)
Cellular component (GO): nucleus; ribonucleoprotein complex
Molecular function (GO): mRNA binding
Source: RefSeq, a predicted model, not a curated record
GCUGUAGUUGAAUCGUUGAUGAAGCGCUCGAUUUGAUUCCCCGGACUUCCCGCUCAGCUUGAAUGUAGCAGUCAUUUAGCUGGGUUGUGUCCCUCUCCUUUAGCGUUGUUCGUAUGAAAUCAAAGCUACUCUCCUACCUUGUGUAAAGCACGUGUAUAUCUCGUAAGCGUAUAUACGUGUUUGGGUAGCCGUCAAGAUUGUAUUUGUAUCAGCUACGUGCCCGACAUGGAGGCACACAAUGUCAGACUCGAGCGCUGCACGGUGGGUGUGUGACAAGAAGUCAAAACGAGCACACCCGCCCCUCUGCGCGUUAUUGUUCACAUCUCGCGAUGAUUGCUGAGCGGUUGCGUUGUUCGGGCGAGCCGACGACGAGACCACAGCUGUCUGGACAUUUGUCUCGUGGUUUAGACUAAAACGUAUUAUUCAUACAGGACAUUUUUUUGUACGCGCGACAAGAUAAUUGCACCAAAAUAUAACACACACCACUGUUAGUGUCCCGAAUUAGACUGGACCAUGGCUGCUGCUGAGGUGAACGGUAGCUCUGCUCCUGUUAAGGAAGAAGAAGAGCCAAUGGAUGUUACUACAACACACACAGAGAACUACCAAACGCUCAUUGAUGCUGGGCUGCCCCAGAAAGUAGCUGAAAGUCUAGAUAACAUCUUCCAGACAGGCUUGGUGGAGUAUGUUGAUCUAGACGAAAGGGCCAUUGAUGCACUGCGUGAAUUCAAUGAGGAGGGAGCGCUUACAGUGCUGCAACAAUUCAAAGAAAGUGACCUGUCCCACGUACAGAAUAAAAGCGCUUUCCUUUGUGGAGUGAUGAAGACUUACAGACAGAGAGAAAAACAAGGGAGUAAAGUACAAGAGUCCACCAAGGGCCCAGAUGAAGCAAAAAUAAAGGCCCUGUUAGAGCGGACCGGCUAUACCCUGGAUGUCACCACAGGGCAGAGAAAAUAUGGAGGUCCCCCGCCUGAUGAUGUGUUCAAAGGAACACAACCAGGGAUUGGAACUGAGGUGUUUGUCGGAAAAAUCCCAAGGGAUUUGUAUGAAGAUGAGCUGGUGCCGCUCUUUGAGUCUGCUGGUCCCAUCUGGGACCUCAGGCUAAUGAUGGACCCUCUGUCUGGUCAGAAUAGAGGCUAUGCAUUCAUUACCUACUGCAAUAAGGAUGAUGCACAGAAGGCUGUAAAGCUUUGUGAUAACCAUGAAAUCCGCCCUGGCAAGUACUUGGGAGUGUGUAUAUCUGUUGCAAACAAUCGCCUGUUUGUUGGAUCAAUUCCAAAGAACAAGACAAGGGAAAGUAUAUUGGAAGACUUUGGCAAAGUCACAGAGGGUCUCCAAGAGGUGAUAUUGUACCACCAGCCAGAUGACAAGAAGAAAAACCGUGGCUUCUGUUUCCUGGAGUACGAGGAUCACAAGUCCGCGGCACAGGCUCGCCGCCGCCUAAUGAGUGGCAAGGUCAAAGUGUGGGGAAACCCCGUCACUGUAGAGUGGGCAGACCCUGUUGCUGAGCCAGACCCCGAGGUCAUGGCCAAGGUAAAGGUGCUCUUUGUAAGGAAACUGGCCACAGCAGUGACUGAAGAGCUUCUUGAAAAAACCUUCUCUCAGUUUGGAAAGCUGGAGCGAGUGAAGAAAUUGAAAGACUACGCUUUUGUCCAUUUUGAAGAAAGGGAUGCUGCUGUAAAGGCAAUGGAUGAGAUGAAUGGGAAGGAGCUAGGAGGAGAGGAAAUUGAGAUAGUCUUGGCAAAGCCCCCAGACAAGAAGAGGAAAGAGCGCCAAGCAGCUCGGCAGACCACCAGGAAUUCAGGGUAUGAUGACUACUACUACUACCCCCCUCCACGCAUGCCGCCACCAGGCCGAGGCAGGGGUCGUGGUGGCCGAGGGGGCUAUGCCUAUCCACCAGAUUACUAUGGAUAUGAUGACUACUAUGAUGACUACUAUGGCUAUGACUAUCAUGACUACCGUGGUGGCUAUGAAGACCCUUACUACGGCUACGAAGAUGUGUACAGCAUGAGGGGCCGUGGUACUCGUCCCAGCAGGGGCGGACCUCCUCCACCUAGAGCUCGUGGAGCACCCCCGGCACGAGGUCGGGGGGGCUACGCCCAAAGGGGCCCCCCCAUUGGUGGACCAAGGGGUGGCCGAGGAGGGCGUGGAGCCCCGUUCCAGCCACAGAGGGGUCGUGGCCCUCGCGGGGCCAGGGGCAACCGUGGUGGUAACGUGGGCGGAAAGAGGAAGGCAGACGUGUUUAACCAGCCUGACUCCAAGCGCCGCCAGACCAACAACCAACAGAACUGGGGGUCCCAGCCCAUCGCCCAGCAGCCCCUGCAGCAAGGGGCCGACUAUUCCGGUGGAGAAGCAUUGAGAGCGGCACCACUAGAAUGAGGAACUCACCUGAACGGUACUUGAGGGCAGUAAAGGAGCUGCCCCCAAUCCAUGUGAAUGAGUUCACACAAAUGGAAGGGACUGAUUGCUCAGAGUCAGGAGACCGUCCUCAACACGCUGUGAGCCCGCCUCGUCACAGGGUUUCUCAUCCCUCAGAAUGAACUAACUGCAGGACUGUACAUUUGAGGUCCAGUCCUCAUGGGACACAAGCUGGCUACCCUGUUCGCAGCUCAACAGAUUGCACAGAAGCGUAGGAGGAUACAGUUGAUGGACAUGUGAUUAUCAAGAGCUCCAUCCAGCAGAAUGCUCCUUCCUUAUCAAGUUUAAAUAUUAUUAAUGUAAAGGGAAAUUAUCUGUUGAUCUUGAUUGUUCAAUACAUGUUAU